UUAAACCGAAGAGUGAUAUUCUCGGAUCCUCGUCGCCUUGAGAUUUCUGCAAAUUCUCGAAGAUUUUUCCUCCUUCGGAUCCUCGUCGUUCUCGCAGAGAUACACGAUCGUGCGCGAGGACGGACACUCGCCGUUCGCGAGCAUUCAUGUGUGCGCCUCGCGUUCGCCUCCUACUUGUUGCCGGCGAGGAAUGGCACGGUGCAGGCGACAUAACUGUACGCGACCGAGCUCUCCCCAGCCGCCGCGACGCCUUCUCCUCGGCCGAGCCGAGGAGGUAAACCGCGACGGUGUGUGUGUGUGUGUAUGUGUAUGUGUGUGUAUGUGCCGGUCGAGGAAACCGAUUGCGAUUUUCUCGCGGAGCGCGUUCUCGCCAAAGUAGAGGCGCGCGAGCGCGAGCCGUGAAAAUAACAGAACGUAGUCGUCAUGCGGCCAGCGCGGCGGUGAGCGCAAAAUCGCGCGAGAUCCUCUCGGACUCGACGACGACGCCUGCCACCGCGGCAGGAUCGUUCGAAGUGGAUUAGUGGGUCUCCAUGCGCCGACCCUAAACCGUACGAAAUGAUUAACUCGCGCGAAAGUGCAGAGACGAUCGGACGUGGAAAUGACGACCGGAGCGCUCGAAAUUAGAAGCGCAGUGGCGCUGCGCACACGGAUAUGCAAAGCAGAAGCAGCUGAUCGCGCGUUACCGGAAUCCAAAAAGUUCAUACGAGUUCAGAGUAUCGACAAAAGCAGAAGGAAAGGACGCGCUUUCACGCGCAAGAGACUCAAGAAGUGCAACUACCGCAGCCGUCGGGUCCUUUUAUGGCCUGCUCGCAUCCUUAAGGAUCGACGAUGCGGAGGAAGUGGAAGAAAUUAUAUUCACGAGCAACGCGCACCGGCUCUGAUAACAGCUUCCAGGAGUAACGAGAUCCGGAUACGCUCCGACUUCGGACAGGAAGGUGUCCAUUUUCAUGUAUCACAUCAGAGCUCCUAUCGAUCUAAUGGAAGCAUGAAUAAGGACUGCGCCGGGGGCGCAUCAGGAGCACGGCCGAGCCGAAUUAGUCACGAGAGCGACGUUACUCCGCGACGAGAAGACCUACGAACCUGGAUCUGGGCGCGCUUGACCUCGGUGUAGAGCCAGUUGUCCGUGGAGAAGGCGAUCGCCAGGAGGGCAGUGGCGAUUAUACCGG
Molecule: messenger RNA, 1166 nt
Organism: Harpegnathos saltator (Jerdon's jumping ant)
Lineage: Eukaryota; Metazoa; Arthropoda; Insecta; Hymenoptera; Formicidae
Exons: 3
Coding region: 599-1111 (170 amino acids)
Source: RefSeq, a predicted model, not a curated record